UAAUACGCGUGUGACCAAAAGAAGUGAAAAAUAAGUAAAAGUGAAAAAUGAGUGAUGAAACGGGAGAUUCGGGCGGGGCAACUGCCCCACUUCCAUCGCCAGCUAGUGCGGAUCCGGAUCCAGGAGCUACUGCCUCCAAAAUACCCGGUCCAGCCAAAUCCAAUAUUCCCACGCCGGCUGCUUCAGUAACCGGAAUCCCACAGCCCAGCAAAAUGAAGGCACCAUCCAAUUUCGGCUCUACGGGGUCUGUUUCCAAAAUCGGAAGACCCUGCUGCAAUCACACAACCCCUAAGUCGGGGCCACCGCCAAGAGACACCGCCAGCAUGAGUCGUGAAAGCGAUGACAAUUUAAGUUCGAUCAAUUCGGCUUAUACAGAUCUCUAUCAAGAGACUGUCAGGCGCUUUACGCGAUCUUCGCUCUCACCCACAUCCGAUUGGGAUCGCUUUUCGCCCGGCAGACGUUCGCUAAAAUCGGAGGCUGGAAGUCGCACAUCUUAUGAUUAUUAUCUAGAGGCCACUGGGCGACGUCGCAGCUCAGAUCACAACAGCGCAGUGCUGACAGCGAAUACAGAGCAGUUCAUCAUUGGCCAGCGGGUUUGGCUUGGUGGCCUUCGUCCCGGACAGAUUGCCUACAUCGGCGAGACACACUUUGCACCCGGCGAAUGGGCGGGCGUUGUCCUCGAUGAACCUAAUGGUAAAAACGAUGGCUGUGUGUCGGGCAAAAGAUACUUCCAGUGCGAGCCGAAACGCGGCAUUUUCUCACGCCUCACACGUCUUACCACAUAUCCAAUGUCCGGAGCCCAGACACCGACUUCUCCACUGGCCAAAAACUCCCCGGACAGAUCGCGCACAGUCUCGCCAACUGCGAGCAUUCGCAGCUCUAUGCUCCGCAGUCCCGGAAUUGGUGGCAAAAACGGCAUGGCUGUGGGCGAUCGUGUGAUUGUCUCCUCUGGAUUUGGCAGUCGUCCGGGCAUUUUACGCUAUUUGGGAGAGACACAGUUCGCUCCUGGCAAUUGGUGCGGCGUGGAAUUGGAUGAGCCUAGCGGCAAGAACGAUGGAGCUGUGGAUGAUAUAAGAUACUUCGAGUGCAAGCCCAAGUACGGGGUGUUUGUACCUAUAGCGAAGGUUUCGCUAUCGCCGUCGUCGAAGAAAACGCGACUCUCGAGGACCGGAUCACGGGAAUCCCUCACCUCGAUCGGCACCAUGAACAGCAUCGCCACCACGGCCACGUCGCGCAUGCGCAUGAAUGCUCAGCAGCGCAAGUCGAUCACGCCCGUAAAGCCAAUUUUAGCGACGCCGAAAAGCCAAUUUUCCAUGCAGGAUCUGCUGCGCGAGAAGCAACAGCAUGUGGAGCAGCUGAUGGUGGAACGCGACCUGGACCGCGAGGAUGCCCAGAAUCAGGCGCUGCAGCUGCAGAAGAACAUCAACGAGGUAAUUAUCUUCACCGAUACCAUGUACGCACCGCUGCCCUAUGCGGACAGAUCGCGACCAUAUCGACCCGGCAAGAAGUCCAGGGUUAAGAGUCCACAGAGACAACAUGUCUGGGUGCCCACCACCCUGAGCAGCAGCAUCACCACCAGUACAAGACCAAUCAUAGCAGCAGCGGCAACAUGCAACAGACAGCCCUUGCAGCAGCAGCAACAGCAACAGAUAUUGCAGGCACAGCAGCAACAUCAGCGGCAGGCCAAGCCAAAGAAAGUUUGGUUUUGCGAUAAAAAGAAACUCUUUCCAGUUGGCUGACGACACAACACACGGAGCCCAGUCAAUGUUUGCUCAGUCAUUUGUGCAGUUUCGGUUUCGAUUAAUUGUUUAAUUUUAUUUUUGCAUUGCACCCGCGCCCUGGCUCUUGCAAAACAAACAAAAAACAUACACAACCAUUUUCCUUUUCGUUUGGUUAAUUUUUCAUUUAUUUUUCACAGUUAUGUCUUUAUUGUUUUCCUCAUUGUCUUGUGUUUAUUUGUUGUUGAUUUAACUCAAACUCACUUACCUUUUGACACGUUUUAUUUUAUGUUUUGUUCUUUAACCACAGUUUAGCCACAAGUCAUCUUCAAAUUGUCAGUCAUUUUCCCAAAAUGAUUCAUUUAAUUAACUUUGAACGCUGAGGAGAGUACAAAUUUCAUAAGUUUAACUAGGCAUGAAAGGUUUUGGGGGGUUCAACGGCAUUUAACUCGGUCAAAAUUCGGCUAACAUGGGUUAAGGCUACUUUUGAAGUGUAUGCAAACCAAAUUGAUUUAAAAUCAACUUGCAUAUAUUUAGCAUAUAAUAUUUACAUAAAUUUUGUGCUGGCACAAAAUAUUUAUUUACUAUUAACUUGCAACCGGAAAAAAAUGAAUGGGUUUAAUUUAUCUUUGCAUCAAAACAAUUUUCAUUGAGUUCACCUCAGUUCAGACACACAAAACGUAUUACUCUCCAACCAUCAUAUACACUACCAAGAAAUUACAGCAAGAAAAAUGCAAAAACCACUAUUAUAAAUAAACAAAAUUAUUUGCUUUAAA
Messenger RNA from Drosophila takahashii, 2494 nucleotides. RefSeq names its product Cytoplasmic linker protein 190 (gene CLIP-190). Gene Ontology annotation, cellular component: cell cortex; nucleus; microtubule plus-end. NCBI's taxonomy places the organism in Eukaryota, Metazoa, Arthropoda, Insecta, Diptera, Drosophilidae. Gene Ontology annotation, molecular function: microtubule plus-end binding. Gene Ontology annotation, biological process: cytoplasmic microtubule organization. The record is from RefSeq and is a predicted model, not a curated record.